Messenger RNA from Lactuca sativa (garden lettuce), 1020 nucleotides. RefSeq lists its product as uncharacterized. The record is from RefSeq and is a predicted model, not a curated record. NCBI's taxonomy places the organism in Eukaryota, Viridiplantae, Streptophyta, Magnoliopsida, Asterales, Asteraceae.
AUGUCAGGACAUGAAUUUACAUUAGAGUUACUUCACUGUAAUCCUAUACAAUGUGCUGAAGUACUACGCAUGUCCCGUGAAUCAUUUUUCCGACUAUGUGCCCAUUUUAGAGUAAACUACACGUUAGAGGAUAGAAAACAUGUAUCGGUUGAGAAGAAGAUGGCUAUGUUUUUGAUGAUGAUCGGUCAUAACCAACGUUAUGUGAUUAUCAAGCGGAGAUUUCAACACUCAAAGCAAACGAGUCAUAAGUUUUUUCAUGAAGUGUUGGACAAAAUGUUGCUUUUCGCACAUGACAUUAUAGUACCAACUUCUUUUAAUCUGAGUCCAAACAUUCCGGGACAUAAUAGGAGGCUACAACGAAUAUUCAAAGGAGCAGUUGGUGCACUUGAUGACACUUUGAUACAUGUUGUUGUCCUUGCAAACAAACAAGAUUUAUAUAGAAGUAGAGAAAAAGGCGAUUGUUACCAAAACGUAUUGGAAGGGAUAACACACGAUUCUAGAAUAUUAUCAGAACCAUUAGCAAAUCCACAUGCACCAAUCCUGUUACCACCAUCAGAUAAAUAUUAUCUUUAUGUUGCUGCCUAUGCAAACAUUCGAGGUUUUAUAGCACUGUACCGUAAUGUGAGGUAUUGGCUUGGAGAUUUCUAUCGAAGACGUGCAUUAACGAAUAAAGAAAAAUUUAACCAUGCACAUGCAAAACUUCGAAACGUCAUUGAGCGUGCUUUUGGUGUCUUGAAAGCACGUUUCUCUAUAUUGAAGAGGAUGACACCAUUCUCGUUGGUUACACAACGAAACAUUACCCUUGCAUGUUUCGUGCUUCAUAAUUUUAUAAGAAGAGAGGGACUACGUGAUGAGUAUUUUGCACGAUAUGAUGAACCAAAUGUCUCGAUUCGGAAUAACAAUGUAGUCGUUGAUGAUGAUGAAGAUGAGAUUCCAACACAUAGUACUGCGGCGGACCAUGAAUAUAUGACCCAAUUACGGGAUGAAAUUGCCGAGCAAUUAAUGCAAAAUAUCGAAUGA